AUGUGGCUCUUCCGGGUUCUCUCGUCCGCUUUUUUCUUGUUCGUGACUGUCUCUUCCAUCCCCCUGGCCUUCGAUGUAGGCGGAAAGACAUGCGGUCUGGCCUUUUCUUUAUCUCUAGCCAUCUUCUAUUUCCUAUUUUCCCUUCUGAGACUCACCACCCCCGAACGCUCAUGGCUACGUGCCUCUUUGAUCACUGUUAUUCGAUCAACUCAAUGGAUCAUAAUUCCGGUCUUGCUGAUUUGGUCGCUGAACCGCUUUUCGAUCGAUACAGAUAACACAACUGGAUGGGCGGAACGGACUUUUACCGGGAAACGAGCGCAGGACACGUCCGUUCAAGAAUGGCUCCUUGGACCUGGUGGAUUGGUGGAGUCGGUAACUAUAGGAAACUGGGAUAAACUGUUGCGAUGGUCGACGCCAGUCUUCCAGCUGGUGGAAGGGUUUUGCAGUUUGUUGGUGAUACAGGCUGCAGGGCAGAUCACUCGAUGGCUUGUUAACCGAGGUGGUCGCAGUGAUAGCUGGAUGAUCGGCCUUCUGGUGUUCUCCGGGUCCGCAAUCUCGAGCGCAGUAUACUUUCUCUGGCGCGUUUUGCAGUUCCCUGAGAUCUCUAAUGUAGAUGCUGCCUUGAUUGGGGUAUCUAUCACAUGUGCGGUGAUCUUGUGCGCGUGGGGGAUCGGUAGUGGCCGUGGGAAUCCAGUGGAGAGCUCUCUUCUGUUCGCAUAUAUCGUGCUGUGUAUCUAUCAGAUAUUCACAGAUUACCAACCUUCCUACCCUGUUGAACAGGCUCCCUCUCCCGCGCAAGCUGGGGACUUUCCCCCACUACCGCCGAUCUUCAUGGCCUCCUACACCACUCUGCUGCACGCCCUGUCUCUUUUGCCCUCCAUUAUCCAUGCAGCUUUCAAUGUGAUCUCUGCGGUCUUUGGGGCCGUCACCCCCUCCGUCCUAAUCUCACUCGCAUACCGUAUCUGUGUGCUGUAUGCAUCCACUCGGAUCAUCCCUGCUGUCCGUGAAUCAGGUGCACGGGCUCUCUCGCAGGAAGCCUCUUUGGAUGAUUCUGAUGCCGCUGGCCAGUUCCUGGGUCUCCUCAGCUACUUUUCUCCAUCAAUCCUGAUUGCGGUUUAUACCAGUCUCUUAAUGCAACACUUCGCCUCUACUUCUCAGGCGAUGGGCGGUAAUGGAGAGUGGUGGAGCAGCCAAAGGGGCGGCGGCGGCAAUCUUUGGCGAUGGGUCAACUUAGCCUGCACCAUGGCUUUGUACGCUGUGGAGCUAUGGCUUGGCGAAAACGAUGAUUUGGAUUCGGGAUUAGCUAGCCAUUGGAAGACCGACUGAGAACCAUGAUGGACCACUUGGUGGCACUAUGCCCAUUUCAUACGCGAGACAGUGCAACCUGGCUUCGACGCGUCGGUGCAGGGGACUUAUCCCGUCAAUUACACUUUCUGAUAUCAAGCUAAUAUCGAGAGUUUCUUUUGGGCUCCGACUGUCAGCUUGGAUGCCUAUUGAAGGAAAUGGCAGGGCCAUUGUGUGGCGUAAAUCUUGGAUAUUUCAAGACACUAAUCAGAGACGGACCAGCACUCUUCCGUUCGCGCCCGGACGACACGCCAUUGCCGCAGCUGAAACUCUUGCUUCAUCAAGGGCGCCUGAAUGCACGGCUCAUCACUCUCGCGUCGAGCCCUGUUGGAAUGCCUGACGAUGAUGCCUGAGAGUUCGGACGGUCGUGAUGCCCUGCAGGUGUCAAUAAUGCCUUUCAUAAAUCAAGUGUAAGACAAGAAUGUGUAUAUUCCCGCGGAGCCAUAGUCUGCAAGCAUAUAUGCUUCGAUAAGUCUGGAACAAUUUACACUAGAAGAUGACCGUCACGACGGAAUCGAAUCUGCCUUGUCUUUUCCAUGCACGUUGUCUCCCUGAACCAGUGACCCUCCUCUUUUCUUUUCUUGGUAUUAGCUAUACUUCUACUUCUUGACCUAUCUCACGUCCACAUCAUUGGCUAUCUUCCCUUUGCCCCUUCCUCUUGCG
Molecule: messenger RNA, 2007 nt
Organism: Aspergillus pseudonomiae
Lineage: Eukaryota; Fungi; Ascomycota; Eurotiomycetes; Eurotiales; Aspergillaceae
Product: ICE2 family protein
Exons: 2
Coding region: 1-1326 (441 amino acids)
Biological process (GO): septin ring assembly; endoplasmic reticulum inheritance
Cellular component (GO): cortical endoplasmic reticulum; perinuclear endoplasmic reticulum; endoplasmic reticulum membrane
Source: RefSeq, a predicted model, not a curated record